Megalops cyprinoides (Indo-Pacific tarpon) is the source of this 669-nucleotide messenger RNA. It is a transcript of the gene eif4e1b, whose product is annotated as eukaryotic translation initiation factor 4E family member 1B. The transcript has 7 exons. Gene Ontology annotation, molecular function: RNA 7-methylguanosine cap binding; translation initiation factor activity. Gene Ontology annotation, biological process: translational initiation. Bases 1 to 669 code for a protein of 222 amino acids. The record is from RefSeq and is a predicted model, not a curated record. Gene Ontology annotation, cellular component: eukaryotic translation initiation factor 4F complex; cytoplasm. Lineage: Eukaryota; Metazoa; Chordata; Actinopteri; Elopiformes; Megalopidae.
AUGGCGGCUGCAGCAAUUAAGAUGUUGUGCCUGCCUUCAGAAGAUGAUAAAGGCGGUAAAAAGAAGACGACCAUCACCACCGUGAACAAACCAAUGACAGCUGUGUUGGAAACUCAUGUGAAGCAUCCCUUACAAAACAGAUGGGCUCUCUGGUUCUACAAGAAUGAUAAGAGCAAAUUGUGGCAAGAUAACCUGAGGCUGAUAACCAAGUUUGACACAGUGGAAGACUUCUGGGCAUUGUACAACAACAUUCAGCUGGCAAGCAAACUUUCAUCUGGUUGUGACUACUCUGUAUUCAAGGAUGGGAUUGAGCCAAUGUGGGAAGACAGGAGUAAUAAGUGUGGAGGACGCUGGCUGAUCACCCUGUCCAAACAGCAGAGGCACACUGAACUCGACCGCUUCUGGCUAGAGACUCUUCUUUGCAUCAUAGGAGAAGGAUUUGGCUCCUUUAGUAGGGAUGUUUGUGGAGCCGUCAUUAAUAUCCGUGCAAAAGGUGAUAAAAUUGCCAUUUGGACCACCAAUGCUGAAAACCGAGACGCUGUUACCUACGUUGGGCAGAAAUACAAGGAAAGACUUGGUCUGCCUACAAAACUAGCCAUCGGUUAUCAAGCCCAUGCAGACACAGCAACGAAGAGCAACUCCAUAACUAAGAAUAAGUUUGUUGUCUAA